Seminavis robusta is the source of this 1662-nucleotide messenger RNA. NCBI's taxonomy places the organism in Eukaryota, Bacillariophyta, Bacillariophyceae, Naviculales, Naviculaceae. The record is from the annotation of a GenBank genome assembly.
AUGGAGCCUCUCCAACCAGUGCUUGACAGCAACAGCAGUGUUCCUCUUUCUGAUACCUCAUUGGCAGCUAAUAAUAACACUGCAGACAUUCAGGAAGAAGUGUGUGAUCCAGUGGCAGCUCCUGAUACAGGUACCACAGUUGAUGAUGAUGGGGACCUUGUGAUUAAUAAAGACUUGGGUGUUGUUCAAAGAGACAAGACGUUUCAGGAGGCAAGUCUUUCCGUGGAGCCCUUACAUCCGUCUUCUGAGGAGGCAGAUAUGAUUGAUAAGCUCUUGGCGGAGGAAAUGGAUAAGCUGUCGUUUGAAGAAAAGGAGCGGACCACGUUUGACAUUCAUGGGAUGGCCCAGGAAUCUCACGAUCCUGAGAACAUAAAUGAGCUGCUGGAGCAAUUGGAGCAGGAAAUUCGAAAGAUACCCAACCGAAAAGCAUAUGAAAAAGCCAAGUAUUUGAAUGAAGAAUAUGUAACGGGUCGGGAGUUUCGGCUCCUGUUUCUUCGCUGCGAAAAGUUUGAUGUCAAGUCGUCAGCGCAAAGAAUAGUAACACAUUUGGAGAACAAAAUGGAUAUGUUUGGCGGCGGACCUGCCUUGGCCCGAAAGCUGCGUUUGAGUGAUCUCAAUGAAGAUGAUGAUGUCAAGGCUCUCAAAUCAGGGGCAUGGCAGCUCUUGCCUGAGUGUGAUGCUUCUGGCCGUCUGGUCGUGGCAUUUUCACCUACUUGUAUAGAUGGCUCUCUGGCUGCGAAAUGUCAUCAACGUGCCUUCAUGCUUUUCAUAAUGUCGAUUCUCCAAACUGAGGAUGCACAAAAGAAGGGCAUUGUUAUUGUGAUGUGGUGGUCAGGGCAUUCUCUGCUACAAGUACAACAAAGUCUAUUCACCCAAGCACAGCUAAUGAAGAAACUCAGGCCUGGGAUCCCUCGCAGGGUGGCUGGUGUCCAUUUCCUGCUCAGCCAAAAAUGUCUACGCCCGUUGGUUGGUGGCAUUCGUUGGUUCCUCCACGAGGAACUGAGGGCUCGAAUCCGAGUUCACUUUGGGGACUUUGAACAGCUCAAAUUUGCAUUGCAGACCUUUGGAAUCUCAACAGAUCGUUUCCCAUUCCGUCCAAAUAAUGAACCCAUCGAUCUGGAGAAUCAUCUUCAAUGUAUUCAGAGCUGGCGCAAGCAGGAAGAAAAAGGCAACACAAGUGGCAUUGAUAUCAUAGUCCCCCGUCGAUUUGAUGUCCUCUUUGGACGAGGACUUCAAACAAGGAAUCACACAGGCAACCUGAGAGCUGCACAUAUUGCUGACAUGUUUCGAGACAAGUAUGAGGCGGCACGAAAGUAUGAAAAGACAGCAAUUGCUGCACGCAUUGUCACAAUUAUCCUAGAAUCGCACGGUCGGUUUUUGAAAUGGGAAGACAAUGCAUGGGAAGGAGUGGACCAAGAAACCGCAAGGAACAAGAUUUCCCACUUUUAUCGAAACACGCGCAACACAGAUUGCCCCAGCAAAAGCAAGGCAUCUCCAUCUGAUGGCUCUGCCAAUGUUGGAGCAACCAGCUCAGAGGGCAAUUCGUUGGCUUCAGCUUUGUCUAAGCGGGCACAAUCAGAUUCAAUGCAACAAUCACCACAGCAAAUUCAGAAACUGUGCCAACGGGAUAGCGAGCUCAAUAAUGGGUUGUCGAAAGGUUGA